Messenger RNA from Oppiella nova, 1529 nucleotides. NCBI's taxonomy places the organism in Eukaryota, Metazoa, Arthropoda, Arachnida, Sarcoptiformes, Oppiidae. The record is from the annotation of a GenBank genome assembly.
AUGAUGGUGGUAGUGGUGACAUGUAUGCAAGAGAUAUUCUCGUGGAAUCCCCAAUGGCUACAGGGUGAGGCUCUAAUAAAGCCUCCCACCAGAAAAUUUUCCCAACAUAUGCAACACUGGCCCUACAAACUAGACUAUGAGAACCGGGAUGAAUACCUGUGCCGACACUUUCCUCACAUUUAUAGCCAGCUAUUUAUCAGUCUGUCGGAGGUAUUCAAGAACGACGCGCCGUCUCGUGUGCGGCACCGGCUGUAUGUGAAAGACAGUGAGAAUUGCGGUAAACAUGAACUCAACAAACGACUGGACUGUUAUGUCUUAAGAGAUAUAGAGAGACACCCGAAGCCAAUGGGCCGACCCUAUGAUAUGGUCAUCCUAUGGGGAGACCUACUCUGCGAUCGGUUCACUAUACUUACCAAAAGGUCUUUGGAGUCCUCUAUAGUAACCAAACACAUAGCCAUAGCCGAGGUUGUGCUCAAUGGGGCCGUUAUGUUGAGACAAAUGGAGAAUCUCUUAAUCAUGGAAAGAAAGUGUAGGAAACUAUUACACAAUAUCUAUACGGGUAGUGCUAUAGUGCACCGGUAUGUCGACAAUGGAUCCGUGAACAGCCAAACCGAGUUCACGGAAAACGCGGUGAAAGAGGCCAUCAAAAUGAUCGCCAGAUCGUCACUGGAUGUGAUUCUCCUGAAGGACUCGUCGCCCAGACUUAUGGUUGUGGACAUCACCGACAAUGAGGAACGGAUGGAAUGGCUGUGCGAUCUACUCGUGGACGGCAUCCGCCACUCGAACAUCAAUUCCGAAAAGCUCCGAUUCUUAAUGAUCACGGAAUCGGUGGCAAAGUGUCAGGCGUUGAGGGAGCGGCUGAAUAGGGUGUGUGGGGGCAGGCGGUUGAACGUGAAGGCCUGGGCACUGGACGGGGGACUGGGGUGGACCCGACACGCCGAGGUCAGGCGUACGGCUCGAGUCAGUGCCCGACAGGUAGCCGUCAGUUGCGGUCAUAAGUUAGACUCAAUGGUUAAUACUAUGAGUACAGCGUAUAAAGAGUUGUUUCACAAGAGGUUUAUCUAUCAAAAGGUGGUCGACUCGUGUCAAUACCCUGUUUAUAAAGCUGUCGAUGUUUGUAAUCUAUUGCCAGCCGUACAUAUUGUCAGGGAAGAGCUUUUUAGUAAAGGUUUUGAAAGUCUAUUAAGUACUCAUAACGUGAUACUGGGUACGUUUGAAACGGUACUAAACUGUCCGCAACUACUAUCUCAACCCAUUGACUGCUGUAUAAUUGAUGGGUCGCAUGGCUUAUCAGACCCGCACGUACUGUCCAUACUUCACACCGGUAUCCGGUGUCUGAUACUGACCGGCAGUAUUUAUCGUACAACCAUACCGGUGCCCACUAAGACCCUAACUAAUCCCGUGGUCAUAGAUAAUGGGUUUGAUAUAUCGCUAUUUCAUAGGUGUCUACAAAAACACAUUGAAUCUCAAGCGACCACUGAAUAAAAAUAUGUAUAUUUUUUCCUAAAGUUUUUAAUAACUUAUCUUGG